Prunus mume (Japanese apricot) is the source of this 785-nucleotide messenger RNA. The record is from RefSeq and is a predicted model, not a curated record. NCBI's taxonomy places the organism in Eukaryota, Viridiplantae, Streptophyta, Magnoliopsida, Rosales, Rosaceae.
CUUCUUCUGGAACUGUCUGGCCCAAAAAAGCAAAAAAUCAUCAGGAACAGGAACCCUUUGCAACGAUUUUUUUAUACUCUGUUUAUGUCUCUUCGUUUGUUGUUGCAGAGCAACUGAAGCACCGCAGGUACGGACCAAACUCAAUCCAUCAGCACCCUAACUAAAUAAUCUUUGGUGUUUUUAAGAUUACAAGGUGUGUUGGGUUUGUUUGAAUUGAUCACAAAAAAGUAGAGCCUACAUGCGUGGAUUAGCUGCGUUGUCCCCUGCAAAGAUCAAGUUGUUCAAACAAGCCUACCCUAUGAAAGGGUCAUGGGGUACUGUGGCCACUUCAACACCAAAGAGACAAGGGAACAAUGAUCCUGGCGAAGGAGGACUUGUUGCAAAAGAGAAAACCGAACCAAUUGUCGCCUUCAGCAGGCCUCCGCCCCUUCCACCGGUUUUCGGACCAUUGGUUCUUCUCUCUCUGCUAGAAACGUGGUGGAGUCGCGAUAACAAUGAUGACUAAAAGGUGAUUUAUCUGUCCUUCUAACGCUGGCAUUGUCUGAUCCUCUCUACUUGAAGAAAAACUUUGCAAUGUAAAGCACAAUGUAGUAUGCAUAGCUGAGCAGUCGAGCUGCAAGGUUCCAAAGCCUCAAGUAGCUGUCUACAAGUGGUGCGAAAAGUAUUGUGUAUAUCUUCCAUAACCAUUGAAAAACGAUAUGAGGACUCUUUAGGAACCCUGCAGGAGAAAUAUUUUGAUGUUAUGUCAUGCUAUGAUAUAAAUAAGAUGAGUUAAGGUUUUGAAA